AUGGCUCAGGAAAUAAUGAGUUUCCUCGGCAGACGUCGACCAGUUGGUCUCUCUGCUGUCGCGACCGGUAGAUGUGUCCAGUGCCGUGCGGGAAGCUGGUGGCGUGAUAAUGUUCGAGCGUCGAGGCGCUUUACUUUGGAUACUGUGAAUAAGCGUUGCUACAGACUUGGUGAUCAUCAUGAGAUCCUAGAGAAGGAACAACACUGUGACUGGGUUGUGCUCGACGGUACUCUGUCGGAUCCAUCAGUUUCGCUAUGGAGCGAAAUCACCUAUCAUAAGGGCAAGUUGUACAUUCGCGACAUUCGAUUUGCUGACUAUCAACUCUAUCCGAGAGACCUCUCGCUGUGGGAGGUCGAUCCUGAGACAUGUGAGAGGGGAUUGGAGAUCGAGACCGACUCCGAAGUGACAUGCUUUGACGUCUUUUCUCGAGAAGGGAGCCUUCAGGUGGCUUACAUAUCACCAAUUCACCCUGCCGAACUACGAGUUGAUUAUCAUCCACUCAAAAGAGGAGAUUCGAGUAAAGCAAAACUCAUGAAGGAUUAUAUUGCGCGUUGUUUCCACGUCCCGAUGUUCACUGAGGCUGUGCGCUUCCUCCGCGAGGAUCUAAUUUGUGUGGGACAUUCUGAUGGAUGCCAGUUGGGUGUCACCCUAGUCGAUGUUGCUCUUGAUGGCCCUGGUGAGAUGCUCAGUACAGUGAGUCUUGACUGCAAGCCGGGUGACUUCAUCACGAACAUCGAGGUUAGCCCAUGUGGUCACAUUGUGUACAUUGGUGUCGGAUCACCCACCGGUGGCCCAGCGUCAGACCGAGAAGUUGGCGUGGUAUAUUAG
Messenger RNA from Perkinsus marinus ATCC 50983, 828 nucleotides. RefSeq lists its product as hypothetical. The transcript has a single exon. The record is from RefSeq and is a predicted model, not a curated record. The coding region runs from base 1 to 828 and encodes 275 amino acids. Lineage: Eukaryota; Perkinsozoa; Perkinsida; Perkinsidae.